Striga asiatica is the source of this 585-nucleotide messenger RNA. Lineage: Eukaryota; Viridiplantae; Streptophyta; Magnoliopsida; Lamiales; Orobanchaceae. The record is from the annotation of a GenBank genome assembly.
AUGAACCCCCACGCCCUUUCACCAAAUUCAGAUCUGGAUCUACCUCGUCUGCGCCAUCAAUGGCUAAAUCGACCACUGGAUGAGAAUCAAGAUCGGAUAAGGGGAUACCUAACGAGACGGCCUGCUCGUGAGUUUUCGUGGAGGUUGGAGAUGCGCGAUGCGAUCGACGGCGUGUUUUGCGGUGGAUCCCGUGCCGAGGCCGACGACCAUGCCGGAUCUGACGUGCUCCACGGCCUUGGCUACGGAGGGGAAAAGGGAGGGCGGCGCGGCGGAGGUGACCACCGGAGCCGGCGCCUCGGCCUUGUAAGCUACGGCCAUUGGUGUUGCCAAAUAAACAAAGCUAAGCUCCAAAAUUUGGAUCGCUAUAUAGCAUAUUCCGGAUUGAAGAAGAAAAGUGGAAAAAUGAAGGAUUUUUAUUGGAGAGGGGCGGCGUUUGAUUGGCGGUACGCGGGAGAAUGGACGUGCAGCAAUUGGGGAACCAUAAGCCGGCGAAAGGCUUGUGUAGCCUAUGCGAAGCAAGCCCACACUGGCUCAGAGGGGGAACGAAGAAGAAUUUAUCUUUUCAAUAAAUUUAAUGAUAGUUAA